GCAAUUCUUUGGACCAUCUUUGCCUCUCAUGUAAACCCAAACAGCCUAAACCAACUCUUCUCUCAUUCCUUAUCCUCUCUCCCUCUUCUUCCCAUCUCUCUCUUUCCCUCUCUACUUCUCUCUGCAACCAUGUCUUCUGCAACCACUGGGUUUCUGAAGCCACUAUCAAUAGCUGAAACUUGUCUGGCCUCUGUUUCAACCACCAAAACCCAACACCCAUUUCUUUCAUUUCCCUCAAAACCCACCAAGCUCUCAACUCUCUCGUGCUCAUUUUAUUCAUGGGUUUCUCUCAAGCACAAGUCUUUGCCUCUCCAUGUGGCUCAGACCUCGGACUGGGCACAACAAGAGGUUGCAGAAGAAGUUAAAGACGGGGAGGUCUUGGAAACAGAGGAGGUGCCAUUAGAGCCAAGUGCAAUGUCUGAAGAAGCAGAAGAGAGCUCUGAUGUUGGUGGAGUAGAAGAGUUCUAUCCCGAGCCGCCGGAAGAGGCCAAGCUCUAUGUGGGUAAUUUGCCUUAUGAUGUUGACAGUGAGACGCUGGCUAACACCUUCAAUGAGGCUGGAGUUGUUGAGAUUGCUGAGGUGAUUUACAAUAGGGAAACAGACCAGAGCAGAGGGUUUGGGUUUGUGACUAUGAGUACUGUUGAAGAAGCUGAGAAGGCUGUGGAGAUGUUCAACCGAUAUGAUUUAGGUGGAAGGUCUUUGACUGUAAACAAGGCUGCUCCUAGAGGGUCACGCCCCGAAAGACCACCUAGAGUGAAUGAACCGUCUUUCAGAAUCUAUAUUGGUAACCUGCCAUGGCAAGUGGACGAUUCUCGUUUGGAGCAGGUGUUCAGUGAACAUGGGAAUGUGGUCAGUGCGAGGGUGGUUUAUGACAGGGAAACUGGCCGUUCACGCGGGUUUGGUUUCGUCACAUUGUCCACUGAGACUGAAGUGGAGGAUGCCAUUGCGGCUCUUGAUGGACAGAGUUUGGAUGGUAGAACAAUCCGAGUAAACGUUGCUGAAGAGCGACCAAGGCGUGGCUCGUUUUGAAGUUAAGCAGAUUAUUAAUAUGAGCUCUUCAAGAUUGGUGCUUGGUUUUGGGAGAGGAUCUUAGCAUUCUUGUAAUUUUUUCUGUGUAUCCACGAGAAAAUUUUACUUUAGGGAAUUUUAUGUUUUUAUAGAUAGGCCAUUCUACCUUAUGUAUCCUCUACAUGUCGACAGCAGUAUAUCGCCAGUCCCGUUGUAUUUAAUCUGUCCAUUGUAAUUGGGUCUCUUUACAUGUCAUUGUACUCGACCAAAUUAUCACCCUGCUUUGCAAUAGAAUUGAUUUGCUCU
Molecule: messenger RNA, 1314 nt
Organism: Rosa chinensis
Lineage: Eukaryota; Viridiplantae; Streptophyta; Magnoliopsida; Rosales; Rosaceae
Product: 28 kDa ribonucleoprotein, chloroplastic
Exons: 4
Coding region: 130-1029 (299 amino acids)
Cellular component (GO): cytosol
Molecular function (GO): mRNA binding
Source: RefSeq, a predicted model, not a curated record